GAAUGUUGGGUUCAGGGUGGCCUUUCCUAGUUUAGAUACAAAAUGCACACCAAAUCCCAUCAGAGGCAAUUGUAAAAGAAAUUGAAACAAGGAUAAAUGGCUUGGAAAAUAAAUUAGUCGGAGUUGAAAAUCUUGAAGUAGUGGGCAGUGAGGGUUGGACACUGAUGUGUGAAGGAGAAUCAGAGAAGCAGAAAAUUAUGCAACAGACUCCAAUAAGAGUGCUCCAUCGUCAAAGUCUGUUGGAGCGGGAAAAACUUAUAAAUUGGAUGAAAAUUGAGAGGAUUGCUGGAAGCUCUCAAUAUUUUCUACUGUACCUCUGCACUCAGGCAGGCACAUAUAUCAAGGAAUUUGUUCAUGGGGAUCUCGGGCGGAGUCACCCAAGCGUUGGAUCAAUCCUUGGAUGCAGAGCAGAGAUACUGCAACUUGAUGUUACAGAUGUCAAAAUGGACUGUUUUCUAACUGGGUGAGGCAAUGCGCAUUCCAAUUUAGUUUUUCAUGUAUCUGAACCGUAGUUUUGUGUUUUCAUCUUAAUGAAUUACUUAACUGCAAUUUUGCGGUAAAGCCGGGUUUGUCCACAAAGGAUGCCAAUAUAUCCACCCUUUUGGU
Molecule: messenger RNA, 606 nt
Organism: Rubroshorea leprosula
Lineage: Eukaryota; Viridiplantae; Streptophyta; Magnoliopsida; Malvales; Dipterocarpaceae
Source: the annotation of a GenBank genome assembly